Molecule: messenger RNA, 2417 nt
Organism: Tyto alba (common barn owl)
Lineage: Eukaryota; Metazoa; Chordata; Aves; Strigiformes; Tytonidae
Gene: TMEM192
Product: transmembrane protein 192
Exons: 6
Coding region: 57-860 (267 amino acids)
Cellular component (GO): late endosome; lysosomal membrane
Source: RefSeq, a predicted model, not a curated record
GGAGGUUAUGUCAUCCAGUGCUUCUUAACAGCUGACAGUGCUAGCUGUAUUUCAGGAUGCCGAGAUGGAUUGUAGCCUGUCUUGCAGGUUCCUUGGAAAUAACACAGAGUUUGGAAGAUGAUCCUCUACUGGAUGCACCGCUUAUUUCAUCUCAUACAUUGCAUUCCCAACUGAGGCCAAGAUUUCAUGCUAUCCCAGCAGUCCUCCUUGCCAAUUUUCUUUUGCUAAUACAUGUUGCUUUUGUUGUUUUGGCAUUUUUAGCAGCUAUGUUUUGUUCUUACCCCAAUCCAUAUCAGGAUAAGUGCCCUGGGAACUAUACUCAUCCACUUAAAGUGCAGACCGUCAUAAUAAUUGCAAAAGUAAUUCUGUGGAUUCUGCAUGUUAUUUUUGAACGAUACAUUCAGCACCACCACAGUAAAGUCAGAAGCAGAGGUUACUUCUCAAUAUACCGAUCAACAAGACAUCUAAAAAGGCUUCCACUGCUGAUACACUCCACAGGUAAUGCAGCCCUGCUUUUGAUUCUGUCAGUGCAGCAUUCCUUUCCUGAUCGCAGUAAAGUGUACCUGUAUCUCAUCCUGGGAGUUCUGGGCCUGGAGCUGAUUAGCUCCAUGACGUGCUUAGUGAUUUACACAGUGAAAAUAAGCAACUUCAAUCGUGCAAAGCCAAGACCUGACAUAAUUGAAGAAGAAAAGAUGUAUGCCUACCCUAGUCACAUUACCUCAGAAAUUGGAUUCAGGGAAAAUUCGAGUUUAGAAGAGAUAGUUGAGAAACAAGGAGAUGUAAUAGAGUAUCUUCAGAGACACAAUGCACUGCUCAGCAAGAGACUUUUGUCACUAACUUCUCAACAAAUCAAAACUUAACAUUGUUUGGAAGACCACUGCUAGCGCUCUGGAGGGAACACAAGGUAAUGUAAUAUCCAGAGUGAUUUGUAUAGAUGACUACUUCAAUCAUCUUUCACAUUUUGAAACAGAAGUGAAGCUGGAAGGAUGAGCUCUACAUACACUAUAAGCCUAUCACAACUGGACACUGGCUGUCUUCAAAUCAUCAGUUCUCAAAAAAGUUCUGGAGUGUCAAGGGUUUUUAUUUACUAAUAGGUUAAAGUUGAACCUGAGGUAAUGGUUUAACUUUGUUCAGUUGUUGCUAUUUUGUACUGCUGUAUCCUUUAAGCUUCAAACUACCGAAGUAUUUUAAGUUUCUAGAAAAUAAAUUUGUUCUCUAGGAAAAAAAAAAUCUGACUUUGCAAAGGAUGUCUUUUCAGUUUCUAGUGCUGAAGCUGAGACUACGUGUAUUCUGUCACUGAGUCUCAAUACUUCCAGUGUUAGAGGUGGUGUCCUUCAGUAAUCCUAUACAAAGUACAUACUUGCUUUCUAGGUCAGUCUCCUUUUCUCCUUUGCCGAGAAAAGAAAUGAAAACUGUGUCAGUGGAGAAAUUUGUCAUCCAAAUCAGGAUUUGAAAAAAAAAAAAAAAGGGUGGUGGGUACCUUAGAAUGGCAAAUCUCACAUAGAAGUGUGUGGUUCAAAACAGUAUCAUGAUAAGCAAUUUGAGCAGUUGUUCAGAAUUCUGGCUUUAAAAUGUCUAAGAGGGAUCUUCAGGGUUGAUGACUUCUCCCAUUAUUACUAGGAGUCUGUGUCAGCUAAUAAUCAAGAUUCCUACUCUACUGACUGAACUAAAUACAAAAAUACUUAAGACUAAGCUUUUUUUAUUGACCUAGUAACUAACUUGUGUAGAAUGGGUUUAAAGAUCCUGGUAAAGAUGCAUCAGUUCCAUGCAUCCUUGCUCUUCGGCUCUUCAAAAAUGACAGCACCUUGAUUCAAAAACUAAAAUGGUGUAUGUGGAGAGGUGAAGUGCAGCAAAAGUCAGGUCUUCUAGAAGUUGGAGAAACAAAAAUUUUUGGUUCUGUUUCCUGUGUUUAUUGGGAAGGCUGGUGAAAGAACCAUUCUGUUCUGGGUAUUACUUUUGUCUACCAAUGUAGACCAAUAAUUAUUUUAGAAGCAAAUACCUCUGUGGGGACAGGGUAAUCACUAGUCAAAACUGGGAAGAAGGCUCUCAUGAGGAGUGGUCUUUAGUUGAAUAUAAGAAUAACAAAAGAAAAUUAAUCCGUUCUACUUGAUUCCUAGGGCACAACUUUAGAAAUAACUAAACUAUUUAGUGUACAAUAAACAUGGGGUUUGUCUCAUUUAAAGGAAAACAAUAAAUAUUGGAGGUUUUGCUGCUAUCCAACACUAGACUGUUCUCCUUAACUGUUGUUUCUUGAAAAUGCAGCCAGGAUUUUAUAGCAUACAUGUAAGAAAUACAAAUGUUUUUGGUUUUAGAACUCAGGUUUUGAUGUGAGUGUGUAUAUAAAUUGAUACAAUUUCUAUGAAAAGCAGUAAAAUGUGACUGUGAAGUUCAUGCACAAUAAAUGCAACUAAGAAAAA